Messenger RNA from Brenthis ino (lesser marbled fritillary), 477 nucleotides. Lineage: Eukaryota; Metazoa; Arthropoda; Insecta; Lepidoptera; Nymphalidae. The record is from the annotation of a GenBank genome assembly.
AUGGUACAGGGUGAAUAUCCUCCAGAUGAUAAUUUAUUUAGAGCGUUUAUAAACGCUCUAUAUAAUACUAUUGAUGCUCCAGUAACAUGGUUCAGAGAAAGUGUUGUGGAACCAAACCAGAAGAAGUAUCCCUGGUACCACAAGGUGUACCGCCGCGUUCCUACCAUUGACCAAUGUUAUACUGAUGACGUCCUUUGCGACUUCGAAGCCAACGCGCAGUUUAAACGUGAUAGGGCUGUUGAUUCUGAAAUAUUGAGUAUUAUUCGUACGCGUUAUGAAGAUUGCAUGGCGUAUGAGACCCCAGAUCAUUUGACUAUUUGCAAACCUCUCUGGGAAAGAUACAAAGCUGCUGAAGAAGCUUGGUUCAUUAAAUAUGGUGACCUAGGAGCUUAUGCAGAUGCUAAGAAAGCAUAUAUGAAACAGAAACAUCGUAUGAUUUGGGAAAGACGUCAUGGACCUCUCUCCGAACACACUAAA